This is a messenger RNA of Gopherus evgoodei (Goodes thornscrub tortoise), 927 nucleotides long. RefSeq names its product atonal bHLH transcription factor 1 (gene ATOH1). The coding region runs from base 1 to 927 and encodes 308 amino acids. The transcript has a single exon. The record is from RefSeq and is a predicted model, not a curated record. Gene Ontology annotation, molecular function: protein dimerization activity. Lineage: Eukaryota; Metazoa; Chordata; Testudines; Testudinidae.
AUGAGCCACCUGCGGGCGGCCGCCGCCGGGUGGGUGGAAGGCGGCAGGGACUUGGGGGCCCAGCAACAGCUGGAGCAGACUCUCCUAGGGCAGGAGCAUCCUGGCUGCGGUUUCCCCCCAGCUUGGCUGGGCAUGUGCUGCCCGGCACGCGUCCCCGCAGCCGCCGCUGCCUCCGCCAGAUACCUGCUGCCCGGAGCAGCCGAGGAGGAGGAGGAGGAGCCGCUGGAGGCGGGGGGAGCCGAGCAGCACCUGGGCGGCUGCAGCAGCAGGAGCAGCCCCCCGGGGAAACUCUGCAAGUUGCCAGGGGGCGUCCCGUCGGUGGAGGGGGUGUCGGGCUGCGGCAGGCAGCGCGCCCCGUCCGGGGGGCUCCGGCAGCAGGUGAGCGGCGUGCAGAAGCAGCGGCGGCUGGCGGCCAACGCCCGGGAGCGGCGGCGGAUGCACGGGCUGAACCACGCCUUCGACCAGCUGCGCAAUGUCAUCCCCUCCUUCAACAACGACAAGAAGCUGUCCAAGUACGAGACCCUGCAGAUGGCGCAGAUCUACAUUAGCGCACUGGCCGAGCUGCUGCACAGCCCGGCCGCACCCGCCGACACCCCGGGCAAGGGCGAGCACCGCUCCCCGCCCCACGAGUCAACCGGAGCAGAGGCCGGAGCUGCCGGGCAAGGACAGGGGCAGCAGCAGAGACCCUCGCCCUCCGGCCACUGCAGGACUCGCUUCCCCCAGCAGCCGGCUGCGGGGGGCUACUCGGUGCCGCUGGACCCUCUGCACUUCUCCUUCCAGGAGAACGCCCUGAUGGCACAGAAAGUCCCAUCUCCGGCCCUCCUGGGGCAGCCGCAGGAGAGGAGCAAACCAUCGCCCAGGUCCCACAGGAGCGAUGGGGAGUUCUCGCCCCGUUCCCACUACAGUGACUCUGAUGAGGCCAGCUAG